AUGGGCAUAAUCAACAGUGCCCAAGAACUCGGUAUCCAUGAGCAUGAUGAUGAUGAUGCUUUUUAUGCUGAACUCGAAAGACGAGUAUUAACAUUGAUAGAUGAUCAUGACUACAAAGAAUUUUCGAGCCACACCCAAAAAUAUUCAAGCUCUUCAUUGAAUACAAAACGGAGAUAUGAAACAGUCAAACACAACAGUAAUUAUUUUUAUUGGAAUGAGGGUGGUUGUGAUUCAGUCCCAGCUUCGAUUUUAAGCUUGUGGGGAAGCAACAACAAAGGAACUGGGGUUUUUAUUCCUCGUAUUGCCAUCUCUAGAAAUAAAAAUAAGCCAAGAAGGAAAAUCAAUAAUAAGGGAAUAGUUUAUAAGCACGAUGGAAGUUGA
Messenger RNA from Lactuca virosa, 381 nucleotides. NCBI's taxonomy places the organism in Eukaryota, Viridiplantae, Streptophyta, Magnoliopsida, Asterales, Asteraceae. The record is from the annotation of a GenBank genome assembly.